UCGGCUACCUUGAUGCGCAGUUCGCGGACGCGCUCAUUCACUUCAGGUUAGGACUCCCACUGGAGUAAGGAGAGAAGGACGGGGCAGCGUCUGUCGUUAAAACUCGCAGGAGGAAAACGUAAAUCACUCGGAUACACUCCUGGAAACAACGACUUUCAGAACGUUAAACCUGAGCAGCACACCAACUGAAAGCCGCGUCGGUUUAUUUUUGGGCCAACGGAUUGAUCCCGGACUGUGUGUGCGCGCGUGUUUUCCUUUGGAUGCACAUACACACACAAACACGCGCGCGCAGUCACACAGGUUGCUAGCGGAGUUAGCCGGGUUUGCUAGCUCGCUGUGGUUAGCUGGGCUUUCCGUCCGCAGGGAGUGAACGCAGAGCGGGGUUAAAGUUUAGAAACAGUGCCCGACAUUUUCCAGACAGAAGGCUGCUGGUUCAGGCAUGAUGUGUGGGUUUUUCGGAGGUUUGUCAAGUUGGCCGGCGGGUAGCAUUGGCUGACUGAAGCCCAGCAUUAGUACCUCGGAUUGGACUCAUGUGUGUUCCCCCCUUCUUCCUUUUCCACUGCUGUUUUUAAACAGUUUUUUUUUUUUUUAAAACGGACUUUGCCCUCGGGGUGUUGUAACUCCGCUCCCUAUAUUAAAUAAAAGCCUCAAUUGAUUCUUCUUUUGGAGUUUCUCAACACUUUGCUGGAAGUUUUUAUUUCUUUCUCUUCAAGGAGGAGGUAAAAAAAGUUGUUGUGAAGUUGAGAAGGAUUUUUCCAAGCCUGUGGAAAAAAUGGAUGCGGGAAUAGAGAAAGAAUGCAGCGCCUUGGGAGGGCUCUUCCAGCUCAUCAUGAACGACAUGAAGGCCAGUUAUCCUACAUGGGAGGACUUUGUAUCCAAAGGAAAUAAACUGCAGUCACAACUCAGAACGACCAUCGUGGUGACCGGAGCCUUCCUGGAUGCUUUUCAGAAGGUGGCAGACAUGGCGACCGGAACCAGAGGUGCCACCAAGGAGAUAGGCUCAGCGCUAACCAGGAUGUGUAUGAGACACCGGAGCAUCGAGUCCAAACUUAAGCUGUUUACCACGUCCCUCUCAGAAGGUCUCAUCACACCUCUUGAGUUGAAAAUGGAGGAGUGGAAAAAAGUGGCCAGUCAGCUGGAUAAAGACCACGCCAAAGAGUACAAGAAGGCCAGAGCAGACAUCAAGAAGAAAUCUUCAGACACCAUCAAACUGCAGAAGAAGGUGAAGAAAGGGAAGGAUGAAGCUCGGGGACAAUUGGACAACGCGCUGCAGGACGUCAAUGUGCGCUACGCUGUGCUGGAGGACACCGAGAAGCGAGCUGUGUGCAGAGCACUGAUAGAAGAAAGAGCUCGAUACUGUAGUUUUGUCAGCAUGCUGAAGCCUGUGCUGGACCAUGAGAUCAACAUGCUGGGUGAGGUGACACACCUGCAGACCAUUCUGGAAGAUCUGACAAACUUAACAGCUGAACCCAAUAAACUUCCACCAGCCAGCGAGCAGGUGAUCCUGGACCUUAAAGGUUCUGAUUUCAGCUACACCUAUCAGACACCUCCAGCUUCUCCCAGUAACACUCUCUCCAGGAAGAGCAGCAUCAGCAGCUACCAGUCAGGAUCAGUGAGACAUGUUCCCUCUUUGGACUCUAUCAGCUGUGCUGUGGAUGGACUACACAUGCAGCGCUGCUCCUCCCCUUAUCUGCUCACCGGCUGCGAUGAAAGCGGUCGAUCUCUCAGCGAAGGGAACUCCCCCUCUCGCCUCGGCCGUCACGGCAGCCGUGGUCGCUAUGGUUACGCAGCUGGCUAUGGCCACCGCCCCGCUCAGAGUCGCCGCUUUAGCCGCAGGGAUUUGAAAACUGAUUCAGUUGGGUCCACCAAUCAGCUGGCCUCUGGGGGAACUGGAGGGGCGGAGAACGGCCUCUUGGCCCCUCCACACAAUGCCUACAUACAUGGAGAGCGCGCUCGCGCCAUGUCUGCAUCUGGAAAGCACUGCUUGGCCCAGGAUCAGCUGGCAUUGUCACUGGGUGCGCUGAAUUCUGACGCCCCGAGAAGCAGCAGAGAUUCUCUGCACUGUUCCAGCGGCUAUAGCACCCAAACAACCACCCCGUCCUGCUCCGAGGACACUAUACACACCCACACUGUAAAGAGAGAUCCUCCUAUCUAUGACACUGACUCUAUCUCCUUACAUCACCUCUCCCACGGCAACAGCCAGUCAGAUUUCGACAAGUCAUCAACCAUCCCGAGAAACUCCGACCUCAGAUUCCAGUACCGGGAUUUCAUCCACUCCAAGCGUCCUGCCUCUACUGUCAGCCUAUUGGCUGAGUCCGACUUGAGUGGUGUGUCUAACCGCCAGAUGCCAUCCCACACGGCAACCAUCAGGCGCAAACCUUCAUCUAAGCCGCCUUUUCGCAGAGGAACAAUCAGUGGUGGGGUUCCCAUCCCCAUCUCCACCCCGCAGGUUCCACUCAAACCCCUCGGCGGAACCAACGGAAGCGAUGAGAACGUUUUCAAAGUGCCCUCUUCUGUAGGUUUAGGUCACAGUAAACUCUGCACCUCCACCCAGAGCCUUAGUGCUUUACCACCCUCCUCCUCCCCAUACUACCAGAUUGUCCCAGGCCAGAUGCCCAUCCCAGUGCCCAUACCCACUGUUCCUUCACUGCCAUCUGAGGGAGGGAACAGUGUCAAACAACAGCAACAGAGGCAAUACCAGCAACAUCAGCAAUACAGUCAACCACAGCAACAGCACAACCAGCAAUUCCAGAUUCAACAGUUCCAGCAACAGCAACAGAUUCAGCAGCAACAGUUCCAGCAGCAGAAACAGAUUCAGCAGCAACAGUUCAUUCAGCAGCAACAGUUCCAGCAGCAGAAACAGAUUCAGCAGCAACAGUUCCAGCAAUGGCAACAGAUUCAGCAGCAGUUUCAACAUCAGCAGCAGCUGCAGUUCCAACAGCCCCAGAUUCAGCAAGCCCAGCAGCUGCAGCCUCAGCACGAUCAGUAUCAGCUGCAGUUGAACCAGCAGCAGAAACAGAAGCUGUUCCAGCAGCAGCAACAGCAGCACCAGGCCUACACUACUCAGGCAGAGCCCUCCGGUGUGCCCAACAACAUCAACUACCAGCCCCAGGCUCCUCCACCCUCCAGCCAGGACCAAAACCCUGAGCAGGUCACCCUAGAAGAAGAAGAAGAAGAAGGAGAUGGAGGAGGCAACAGAAACAUGUUGACCCUUCUUAGAGGAGUAAAGCUCAGAAGGACCAUCACCAAUGAUCGCUCUGCCCCUCUCCUACCCCCUCCAACCAAUCACAAAUGAGGCUGACAAGCAGAUUUUUAUUUCUCUGCUAAACUGUUAAGUUUAGUUUGGUUUCUGAAGAGAUAUCAGAGUGUGUCAGCACAGAGAAAACUCAAACACACUUUGAAAGUGUUGACAGAUUGAUUUUUUUUCCCGCUGGAACUCAACAUUGCUUGUUUUAUUUUAUAAAUUUACUUGAUUGUCCUUUUAAAUUUAUGUUUUAAGCAUUUUUGAGACUUUUCUGUUGUUGCAGCAAACGUCUUUUUGCCUUUUUUUUUCAUGCAUUUUGAUUGUGGAUAAAGUUUUUGUGUGACUCAGUCUUACAGAAAGAACUUUUGAUUUGAUUAUUUUAGUUGGUACUCACUUCCUGGUCAGAAAAUGUCAUUAGGCAGAACAGGAAGCUGUUAGCAUCUUUGGCCUGGCUGUGUUUGAUUUGCUUUCUGCUUAGUCUCCCAGGAUGGCGGGGUUUAUCAGUAGUUCAGUGGACUCACAGUGGUUGAACCAUGAUCGUGGAGUUUCGAAUUUACUGACUCGGGGUCAGUGAUUGUCUGGUGUAUUUGAUCUGAGUAUUUAGUUGGUUUCUGGUCAUCUCAAAGAGCCAAAUGCUAACACUCGUGACUUUGCAUCUGGCUUUAGAUUUAAAUAAGGUAGAACAAGAAAGAGUUUGAGGACACAAGGACUGGGUUUGAGAUAUAUUGAGAUAUAUAUAUAUAUAUAUAUAUAUAUUUUUUUUUUAAGUGGCAUAUGGUCUGAGGUCACUUGAUUGCUCUUACCUUAGAUUGGAGAUUUGUGCCACUCCUGGGACUCCAAAUGUUUCCUCUGAACGUGAGAGUUUGUGGAAUACAAUGAAAAAUGUUACUGUGGGGAAAAACUCUGGUUUGCUGUGUAAAUAAGCAUCAAAUUUUUUUAGAGCAAAAAUCACAAAUAGACAGCGGUUUGUUGGCAACUUUAUGAGGCAACACUGAUGUUUCAGAAGAAGCGGCUUGACAAAUGUGGGUUGCAUUUUUGCUAAACAUAGCUGGCUAUGAUGAGCUGAACUGUAGAACAAAACUACCACAGGGGACUGAUGGUUUGAAUGUACUUUAUAAGGUAAACGCUGCCAUGUUUCAAGACUUAGAUUUAGUCUAGACUUAGUCUUUAGAUUUAUUUACACAGAUAUUUGCAUCAACAAGAAUGCUUUAAACAUCAUUUUGUUAAAGAGAUAUUGUGGACAAGAUACUACAUGAAUACCAAGAAAUAGGUUUUUGGCAUUUCUUGUUACUUGGUGACCAACAUAUACAUUAAUCCAAAACAACUUUAAAGUAAUUGUUUGUAGUUCUCUUUAUUUCCACUAUUAUUGGAACCCACAGAACCUAUGCAUCGGUUUAUUCUGGUGUCUUCUGUAAAUGCAUGACUGAAUCUGGGUGGUUUGUAGGCCAUGUCGUGAUAAUUCAUGUUAUGUGGCUUUGAAGUCCACUUGAUGAGUCUGCAUAUCCUGGUUACAAUAUUUUAAGGAGUCCUCCUUGUUGUUGUUCCCCUGUAUAGUUAUAGGACAUCAAUGAUGCGGAUUUAAGCACAGCUAACAUGUUGGCACGAGGAACAUUGAAUAAUACAGUUUUAUUCACAAGUAGUAAAAGCUAUGCUGAAGUUAUGUUUGAAGGGCAUCAGGAGCAGAUGUAACUUGACAAUUAUUUCGAUUUUUAAAAAGAGUUAUAUUAUUAUAUAAAAUGUGAGAAAACCAUAAAAAAUGUCUCGUUUUUCUAAAUUACUCAGAUUAUAUUAAACUAAGUUAUUUUUUUCAGCUCUAGUUACAGGUUUAAAAAUUGUUUUUGAGUAUCAACAAAGACCUUGUGAUUUUUCCAUAUUGACUAUUGGAAAAUUCAGAAGCUACUUAUAGCACUAUGCUUUUAUCAUUUAGACAAACAUUUUUCAAAUUAGUUUCUAUAAACAAAGGAUCUGCUAUAUUCAGUGAAGUUUAAGUUUUGCUUGAAGUUUUCAAUUCAACUCCACCCACUGAAAUAUCUCUGAAACAUUCGUUUUAGUUGAUUUACUGUAAUCAACUCGGAUAAAAUGCUGCUGAGCCUCAAACUGUCGUAACUUUAAAUUAAACAUUUUUUCUACAGAGUUUGGUUGGACUGAAAUAGCUGGUUCUAUUUUUGAUCUUUGUUCCAAUUUGGUAAAAUGUUUACCUCUGCUAAUCAUGACCUUCUAAAUCGUAUAAGUCUCUUUAUUUUAUUUUUUUAUUCCCUGUUUUGUUUUUGUUUUAUUUUGUUUUUUAGUUUAUAGUCCUUUAAGUCACACCUCAGAUGUUUUCAGUAAUUAACCUGGAGUUUUGUCUUCUGAUGCACUUCAGUCUAAGGCCAUGAGAAAUUGGGGGCGCUCAGUUCCUGUGCUUGAACCAGAAAAAUAUAGCAUCAAGUGCAGGUUAAUAAAAGUUGACUAAAGAAAUAAUUUGUAGCUUAGCAUAUUUUACCAUGGCAGCCUCAUUACUUGGGUGUUUCCUGCUAAUACAGCUGCUAAACCGAUGUGUUGCUUCUAAAAGUUGCCCAUCUUCUUCAUUUGUGAGCUGUUAGCAUGUUGGACUCAGAUUGUCCUCAGUUAAAGAUUAGGCAAAUUUGAGUGGUUAAAAUAAUUUUUGUUGGAGCAACAGCUGAUUACUUUUAUAAUAAUUUAAUGUGGUAGUUCUUCUGUUGAUUAAUCCAACAAUAAUUAGGUUUAUAAAAGAUCAGGAAAUUGCACAAAACAGUCAAAUGUCCAAAAUCCAUAAAUAGUCAAAUUACAAUUUUAGAAAUCAAAGAAAGUUUUUUUUUCUUUUUGUGUUGGGGGGUCUUCUUUUUUUUUUUUUUUUAAUAAUUGAUUAAUGAAUUAUUAAUUUUUCCACAUUGUUUUAAUUCUUAGCUCAAAAUUUUACAUUCUAAUAAAUUAUUUCCUCUGAUUCUUAAAACUUCAAAUUUUGGUUUAAAAAUUAUAUAAAACAUGGACGUAGCUUCUAUAUUUAAGUGAAUACCUGCAUUCUCGCCAACAGCCAACACGGGGGACAAAUGUUGUUAGAAAAAGAAGUCUGUGGACAAACAACCAUACUUCUUACUUAUCUGUGAUCUCUCUUUCCUGAUGAGUUGUUGGGCUCUGUCACUGCUUUGAAUACAACGUUAUUUUCAUUUUAAUUCUUCUUCCUAUUAGUCUCAUAAAGCAAAGUGAGGGUUAGUUUAAGCUGUGCAGUGUUUCUGGGAUUCUCAGAUUGCCCUCUUGCUCGUGCCAGCAGUGGGUGAUUUCAGAGGCUACAUCCAUCUUUUAUGUACAGUCUGUGCCUAUUGGACAGGAAAUUAUAACAUGAUAGCAAUUAUGAUACUUUCUACCAAAAUUAUACCUGAAACUGCUGAGACGACAUUAAAGCAGGAAAAUUUAAGUUAAUUCAACCGGUAAAUUUUUUAUUUUGGUUCGUAGCUCCUAAUUUCUUUGGUGCGAGGAGCUCUGGGCCUCAGUAUUUCUAAAGUUCUACUUUGAAGUUGCCUGUGAGAGACCUGCUGCAUGCUGGGAAAUGCAGUCUGCUUUGUGGUCAGCUGGUCCUGGUCAGUUCCCGGAGAGACUUUUGUGUAUUUUAAGACUUCCUGCAGCUUCAUUCUGAUUCGUCUUUAAGCCUCUCUUUUUGAUUGGACCCAAUGAGCCCCACAGCAGUUGUGUAUGUAUAUAUUAGUGCUUCUAUUCCUGGGAGAGAUCUAAGUCUAUAAAUCUAUAUAAAGAUGUACGUAUACGUAUCCUGAUUGUACUUUUAUUUUGUUGAUUUAUUAUUGAUCUGAUGACGUGGUUGGUUGGAUCUGACGCUGCCAGUGAUCGUCGCUCAUCAUAUUUUUUUUGUAGAAAAGCUUUAAAGGAGGAAACCCAGUGAACUUCCAGGUCUUUGAGGAUCUGAUACCUGAUUGGACAUCAGACUGUUAAACAAAAGGACUGAAAGGACAUCUAGAUGAUACAAACCAAGAGAAUGUAGACAUGUUCUGUUCUUCAUCUUUUGACGCUCGCUGUGGGAUCAACAAUAAUAAUAAUAAUAAUAAUGCUGAUGCUGAUUGGUUCUGGUAUUUUUUUUUUGUCUGUGUUCUGUUUACUGUACUCUUUACACCUGUAGCAGUAUACAUUUGCUGUAGGAGUGCUCUGUUUCUAUAAAAAGUUCAAUAUGCAGAAAACUGAAGGACUGCUGACAGCUAUUCAUAGAGCUGAAACUCUACAAAAUAAGCAGUUCUGAUAACUUUGGUCAAACACUGCAAGUAAACAUUCAUCUUUUGUUUUUGUCCUUAUUUUUGUUGUAUUGCAGCUACUUUAUCAUUUACAGUACCAGCCAGCACCUCCUCUAACUGAAGUGCUCUCACAUGAUCCUCUGGGGUGUGAUUUAGGCGUGUGUGGGGUACAAAUACAAAAUCCUUUCCACGGAGUACAGCGAACACAUAUAACAGUGUCCUCAAAAGGGACCCUUUACGCUGCUCCUUAUUUUCUGCCAUUUAUGUAUUCUGUUAGUGGGAUGGAUGUUAAUGUUAAACAUGGCCAAAGUUUCAAAUAACGAGUUCAACAUUUUUACAAGUAAUCACCAAGAGCCAAAAUCUCAAAGUGCUUUAGUUCCUUUCUACUCUUACAACUGUACGAUGUCAUUAAUAGCAUAUAUCCCUAUUGUGGUCAUCUCAGCCCCACCCACAUCAGAAGAUAUGUAUCCUAAAGGGGCCCUGUUCUGCGUAUUUGUUUGCCCUACUACAGAAGCUCAGCAUGAUUUAUCCUGUAAUGUUCACGCUGCCAUGCAAAAGCAGUGGUACCUGUGCUUCUGUAGGACCAGUGAAGUGGCGAACGAGUAAAAAGCGAUUACAGUUGUGUUUUUUUUAUUGAAUUUAUUGAAAGGAUCCUCAAUAAUCUGAAUGAUGGGCAGUAAAAAAAAAAAAAACAUUAAAAAAUGCCUUUUUGUCAAAUCAGCUGAUUUCAUUGUGUGAAGGGAGGAGGAGAAUGGUGGAGUCGUCUAUAACACCUUAGAAGCGAGGACAUGACCACUUAUUUUUAUUUUCAUGGUGAAGUCCAAACUGCAUCCAGGAUGCAAAUGGCUAUGUUAUACUCCUGACACAACAUUAGCUCUUUGCAAGCAUCUGCACGGACAGCAUGCUAACACAAAGGCAGCAAACAGUCCAGUGUGAUGCCAAAGCUGAGUGUAAGCUGACCUGACCUCAUUUUCAGCAGGUAACAAAAGCAUUGGGGCCUCAGGUCCUACCUGCACGUGGUUGGUGAUGGCUUUGAAGUCUUAUCGGGCUGGUUUUUGGUUUUGUGCUCAAACUUGAACACUAGAAGGAAGAUCAUGUGUUUGUGGUCAGUAGGACAUUUGGGUGGGGCUGCAGCUUAACUUUUAUAUUCCUAACUGGUUAUCAUCUUACACUGAAUUUCAGAGCAUGUUAUGGACUGACACAGUAAUGUAACAACACUGGCUACUGGGAGGCUGUUAGCACCCAUCCUAGCUAAUGCUAAUAACAUUCAUGACCUCAGGCAAGAUGAAGAGGAAGCAUGGGCUUGCUGGCAGGUAUUUUCCCACACAGGUGACUUUGAUAAGAUAAGAUAAGGUAACUCUUUAUUAUCAUUGCACAGUCAUAAAUGGUAUAAUGAAACUGGAAAACUGUCCCAUGUCGGCACUAUGUACAACACGACACGGUAACUUAACUUUGCUGCAACUCCCCUGAAGUCUUCACCUGUAGGCAUGACUACUACAUUCACAAGAGUAUGUGUUGUUAUGGUUGCAGUGGAAGCAGGUGAACUUGGAAUUUAGGUGAAAGUUGAGGUAAAGAUGGCAGCAGCUGUGACUGCAGGCUAAAGCAGUAACUUGGCUCAUGUUGUCCUUUCAUAAGGCACUGAGUCAUCUUUUAAUCUUUGUCUUUUCUUUCUUCUUCUGCUCCCCCUGCUUUGUGUUGCUCAGAGUCAUCUGAUGCUCAGGGGCAGCAGGUGGGAGGCGAGGGACUUGAAUUAAAGACACGUGCAUUUUUUUUUUUUUUAAAUCUUUGUGAGAACAGUUGUUGGUAUAAUGUAUUCAUUAACCCCUCUAAUCCCAGCCUAAACCAGACUCUAUUAUGAAUCCUGAAACCGAGACCAAACUCGCAAAAACGCGCUUUGAAGAUUUGAAGUCAGCACAGUCCAGACCCAUUCUUCUCUUUAAGAGGUUCAAGAUGAUACUUGUCCACAUAAGCAUACAAAACACACAAAAAGACAGGUGAGUUUGUCCACUUGUAAGGAACUUAGUCACUGUUACAUAAAACCUUGAAGCUGUGACAGUGGUGAGUCACGCUGACCCAAAUACUGAAGGAGGCAAAGCCCACAUCACAGUGACGGUGCACAAAUCUCUGUGUUACACCAGUGUUGCAGCAGAUGGAGUUUCUCUCUGUACCAGCAGAGGAUGCAAGAGACCAAAACAGUAUAAAGCCUUUACAUGCACCUCUGAGAGUAAACAUGCUUAAGUCUUAUUCUUUUUUCCUGUAAUUUCACCUCCGAUUCUUUGCGUUUGUCCUGUUUCACACUGUCCAACUCUGUUCUGAAUACCACAAUACUGAAAAUAAACUUAAGGUAUUAUAUAUGUUAAAAUAUACUCCUAAUGAUUAAACUACAUUUUUAAUAGUGAGACAGUCUGUGAGCAGCACUUUAGAUCCUGUAAGUAAAAGUUAAAGCCACCCUGGUACCUUGUAUAUCCCACAGUAUUUAAUAUACUGUAUAUAACAUGAUCCUCCCAUCCCUUUUCUUCCAUUUAUUGGAUUUCCGGUUACUGUGGGUCUGGAGUACAUCCCAUCGGUCACAGAGUGAAGGGCAAGGAUCACCCUGGACAAGUCACCAGGCUGUCUCAGGGCCAACACACAGAGACCUCCUCUCAUUAUGAAGUUUUGAGCUGAGGUUUUUCGCUAUUUUGUGUUUAAGGUGAUUUGAUCAGACAGAGAAUGUGAGGAACACUGCAAGCUCAUAUCGCACGAGCGAUAUGUCGAUCACAAAACUGUUUUAUAUUCCUUUAUCACCCCUCAGCUGCAAAAGGCUGAUUAUGCGUCAUCGUCAUCCUGGCGGGGAGGUGACGUGGACGCCCAAGUUUGUGAAUGCGAUAACUCAAGAACGAAAUGACGUACCAAUUCCAAAUUGUUACCGUAGCUAUAUCUACUGAAAAUCUUGAAUGCGACCUCAGUCUUAAGAUCAAGGUCAUAGGUCAAGUUUUCUGAAAAUCUUGUGAAUGCGAUGUAGGAAUUUCAAAUUGAUACCAUGGGUACAUCUAUUAGUAGGCUGAGGGGUAGCACUGGCUGCUGUCAGUCUUUUUAUGAAUCCCAGUGGAAUCAAAAUUCACUAAAAAAAAACAUUGUAUUAAAAAACAAACUGAAAAUAGCACCUCAGAACAUGAACCUGUCAGAAAAAGUGUUAAUGCCCCCUGCUGGCCAUUACAUUUCUGAGCUCAAUUAGUCCAUACCAUUGACUGUAGAAAACAGUCAAUGGUCCAUACUAAAAACAGAUUUAUCUCUAUCCUGUUAAUGCUCCCAUCUCAUCAUGUAGCGUUUAGGGGUUUUCAGCUUUUGCUAGCAUGCUCUUUUUUUUUUU
This is a messenger RNA of Haplochromis burtoni (Burton's mouthbrooder), 10831 nucleotides long. RefSeq names its product MTSS I-BAR domain containing 1 (gene mtss1). The transcript is spliced from 16 exons. Gene Ontology annotation, biological process: cell projection assembly; plasma membrane organization. Lineage: Eukaryota; Metazoa; Chordata; Actinopteri; Cichliformes; Cichlidae. Gene Ontology annotation, molecular function: phospholipid binding; actin binding. The record is from RefSeq and is a predicted model, not a curated record. The coding region runs from base 773 to 3295 and encodes 840 amino acids. Gene Ontology annotation, cellular component: cytoplasmic side of plasma membrane; actin cytoskeleton.